AUGACGAGGCCACCACAGCAACCCGACUUCUCACCCGCCGACUCGCCCUCGUUCCGCGCCUCGUUCGAGCAAUGGCGCCGCUCCCUCACCGCCCUCGCCUCGCCCCCACCACCGCUCCGCUGCGACCCCGAGUACAACCAGCCCGCCCAGUGGUCCGAUGGCCCCGUCAUGCACGGCGACACCGACGCCGCCACUCCGCCGACAGACCCGAAGCGCGAGGCCGCAGACUGCCGCCGCUGCGAGAAGUGGAGGGACGAGUUGUCGAGGGACAGUCCGAUCGUCCGCUUCCUCCUCACCCACAUCUCGCUCCUCCCUCCCUCGCGCAACUCGACCAUGCCCGCGCCCUCGUCCUCCCCAACCCCUCACCUGCCCCUCCCAAUCACGUGCGCCCCCUGCCCGCCAACCAUGGCCGGCGGGUUCUCGCCCGAACUCGGCAUCCUCCUGUGCCAGAACCGGUUCAUGAGCCGCAAGCACGUCGAGGACGCGCUCGCGCACGAACUCGUUCACGCGUGGGACGAGCGCAGGUUCGAGCCGAGGGGCAAGUGGGGCGAUGACCUGCGCGCGCACGCUUGCACAGAGAUCCGCGCCGAGACCCUCUCGGGCGACUGCCGCUUCGGGCGCGAGUUCACGCGCCGCAACUGGCACUUUGCCAAGCAGCACCAGGCGUGCGUCCGGCGCCGCGCCACCCUCUCGGUCGCGGCCAACCCCAACUGCAAGAGCCCCGAAGAGGCACAGCGCGUCGUCAACGAGGUGUUCGAGUCGUGUUGGCCCGACACGAGGCCGUUUGACGAGAUCUAUUGAGCGCACCUCUCCCUCUCGACACUGUUGUACCCGACGCCUGUAACCCUGCCGCAUCUCGCACUUGU
Molecule: messenger RNA, 866 nt
Organism: Rhodotorula graminis WP1
Lineage: Eukaryota; Fungi; Basidiomycota; Microbotryomycetes; Sporidiobolales; Sporidiobolaceae
Exons: 4
Coding region: 1-801 (266 amino acids)
Biological process (GO): mitochondrial protein processing; mitochondrial proton-transporting ATP synthase complex assembly
Cellular component (GO): extrinsic component of mitochondrial inner membrane
Molecular function (GO): metalloendopeptidase activity
Source: RefSeq, a predicted model, not a curated record